Messenger RNA from Heterocephalus glaber (naked mole-rat), 3471 nucleotides. Lineage: Eukaryota; Metazoa; Chordata; Mammalia; Rodentia; Bathyergidae. The record is from RefSeq and is a predicted model, not a curated record.
UUCACAGUGACUGGGGAAGAAGAGAGCCUCCCUCCUGCCAUCUCCCCCCUUCAAUUACUCCUUCCUUCCUUCCCAGCAUCAUCAGUGCUGCAGCCACAUAUGAUCCUGAAGUCUGGUGUCAUCCCAUCUCCUUCUGUGGUCCUGUGCCCUUUUCCACCUGCCUCAGUCCCAGUACACCAGCUACACUGGGAGCCGCCCCCACCACCCUUUGGGAAUGCACCACUUCCUCGGGGUAACCCCCUGGUGCUUUCCCCUUUUCCCAUGACACCUGUGAUGGCAGGACAUGCUGGCUAUGGCAAGCCUGGGGCUGCGCCUUUCAACAUCAUGGCCCAAGCCAGGAGAGCAAGGAGGCCAGCAGGGUCCCUGCUCACUCAGAGCACUCUCCUCACUCAGGCCCCAUGCAUGAGGGGUGCCCCGGGGGUCCAGCAUCGGGCUGUGCAGAAUCCUGCUCCCCUGCAGCUGAGAGCUCUGCCCAUGACCACCUUCAUGCCUGCCCCAACUCGGGUGAGCAUCAACGCUCAUGAAGGGAUGUGGCCCUGGGGCCUUUAUCCCUCAGCCGUACCACCAGUGGCCCCUGCCAUGUCCAGGGUGAACACAGGGCCACCACCACACUGUAACUGCACAGAGUGUGGCCUGGCCGCCUCGCAGGCCAAUCCUUCACCAGAUCACACCUGCAAGUCUCCAAGUGUCUAUGAGAACUUCCAGCACUGGCAGCAUUUGAAGACUGUGCUCCGGAAACACCUUCCUCACACUCCUGACGUGGAAGUGAUGUCCUGCUUCCUGGUGGCAUCCUGGAGGCUGUCAGACCACAAAGGAAGAGUGUUGUGCCAAGGGCAGAAGUGACAGAACCAUGGGGUGUGCAGGGCUGGAUCAGCUGGGUAUGCAGGGCGAGGGUAGUGGAUGGUAACUGAUCCUGAGCAAUUACAGGCCAGUGCUUCGGUCCCUGUCCUGCCGGCAGCCGACCAUGAGUGUGGAGAAGGGCCUGCAGAUAGUCUUGUGAGAAUGGGACUGCACCAGCAACUAUGACCACAUGACAUUCUAUGAGGUGGCUGAAGAGUGAGCCAGGGACCCUGGGGCCGGGCCUGAGUUGCAAGAGCACAUGGGCUGUGCCGCUUUGCCCAAUGGCGCUUGUCACCCACACGAUGUCAGCAGGAGUGCACAGACCCCACCCCUGGACACCUUGGUCCUUAGGUGGCAGCUCUUUCUACCUGGAGGGUCCCAGAAGCUCGGGCCUCACUGUUCAUGGGGUUUCUUCCGGCAGUGGUGGCUAUAUAAAGUGCCAUUUAGUCACAUGCUAGUCCCAAGUUGACAACAAAGGGACCAUCUCUGUCCAUGAAAGGGACAAGAGGUUAUAACCCAAGGUCCCAGAAGAGAAUGGGAGAGAGGACAGCAUGAUUAGGGGAAAACAGCCUCUCAGGCACCCGGAGGACAUGUCCUUGCCAUUACUGCUUUUGCUCCAUCUCAUCUGUUCUCUUCAAACAAACAAAUGAACAAACAAACAGAGAAACAGAAAAAUAGGCCACAGAGGAAAGUGACUCCCUGUUUCUCCUGACUUCUCCAGGGCCCUUGUCUCUUAGGGCAUCAUUCCAGGACUCACAGUCCCAGCUCAGGAUCCCUGGAUGGGACAAGGACUCCUGGUGUUUUCUGCCUUAACUUACUUCCUGACCAGCUUCUGAUGGUCAGUUCCUGUUUGUGGCUCUGUGCAAGGCCAUGAUAGGCCUGAAAAGGCUGAAAAAGCCUCUGUGGGUCACCUAGGCCUAAUGUGAUUCCCUGCAGGUAAUGAAGGGUGUGCCCAGAACUGUGAUUGUGCCCUGGGAUCAGCACCCUCUGACAACUAGACUAGUCCACCCAGGGCACUGCUCCCCACGCCUGACACUGGUCCAGCCCAUGGUCCUUAUGGCCUGGGGCCUGGCUUCCCUACCAGCUCAGCCUGUGCCUCCCCAGACCAUAGGUUCAUGGAGUUUGAGGCUGCUGAAAAGAUGGAACAUCCUGGGUUGCAGUUGACUGGAGGACUUCUGGGCCGUCCAAUUCCAGCCCCACUGAGGCCCGAACCUCCAAGGCUCCCAAUGCCUAAGGUUGUCCAACAACCAGGUAGGGCUUCCCAUGUUCCACAGGCAAUCAUGGCAGAGGCCAAAGAGGGCAGAGGGAAGCUGAUGUCCCACAUCUGUUGGGUUUUCAAUCAGGAUGAGGCAUUUGGUGUUGACAGCAGAAAAUACUCCAGCGCCUGGGGUUCCCCAGCCCUUGCUUUUGAGCAGGGUAUUGAUUGGCUGUGCAAUAUCUGAACCCACCAUCUGCCCAGGACUUGGGGGCAGGAUGGGGAGAGUGUCUGGCAUUUUGGUAGCUCCACAUGUCCUCCCAUGUGACUGUCUCCACAUUCCACCUUAUGCAGAGUCUCCCCUCAUAGGUUCUGAGGUCAGGUUGUCCUGGACUACUCUGGAUGACAUUAGGUCCCCUGAUCACUGCUCUCCCCACUGGGAUUGGGGUGUAGCUGGAGCCCCCAUCCAUACAACACUCCCUCCUCCCAUUCUAGUGUGCAUCCCCGGGCAGAUAGACUCUAAGGCACAAGCUCUCUGGCCCCCAGCUCCCAAAUGUCAGCAGCCACCUGAGACCAAGGCACCUGAUGAGAUCCCUCCUGAAGCCAUGAGGGAAUACAUGGAGAUCAUGGACUGGCUGGAAGAACAUCAUCUCUUGGCCAUUGAGAAGUCAAGGACACUCAUGGGUUCUUCUGAUCCAGGUGGAAGCCAUUAUCAAAGUUCCUCCCCACAGAGGCAGCCUCAGCCGUGACCUCCCUCCAUGUGCCAGGUCCAAGAAGAGUCCUCAUGGGAGGCGCAGCUCCUGUGGGAAAGGUGUCCUGCCCAGGGCCUUCCUGCCAGGUCUCUGGAGGGCAAGAUUUGGCUCGGGCUGGUUCCACACCCGUGGCCUUCCAUGUUUGCAGCAUACCCACUGUUUUUCACCAAUGUGGAACAUGGCUGGUCAUUGUGAGGCAUGACUCCUGCAGCCAUGGUAAUCCACAUUUCAGUAUCCCUGCAGCCCAUAGCUCAUCUUUGGGAGAAGAUGGUGGAGGUGGUAAGAUGAGACGAGAGGUUGCUUCUGAACAUCUUCAAGCCCGGGGCACAUCUUCCUCAUCUUUGAAUCCAGUGACUUCAUCCUUCAAAUUUGGUGGCCCUUCAUUCUCUUCUGGGCCUUCUCAGACCGUGACAAACACUUCCCUCCAUCCCAACCCCCAAGACCAAGGUCUCCUCCUGUGAAAGUAGUUUUGACCUCACAGUCCCCCUGAAAGGAUCUUGGAGAAUUGGUAGUCUCAAGUGUGCCAUUGAUUCACUAAAUCAGGAUGUAAUAAGGGUAAUCCUUAAAGUUAAAACCAUGUUCUUAACUUUUAUGUUUAAUCAUGAGUACUGUACUGUGAGUAUUACGAAUGGUUCUAAUUAUAUAGCAAGCACAAAAUUAAUAAAUUUUUAAUUUUAAAUUAUA